Molecule: messenger RNA, 843 nt
Organism: Mya arenaria
Lineage: Eukaryota; Metazoa; Mollusca; Bivalvia; Myida; Myidae
Product: DNA-directed RNA polymerase III subunit RPC8-like
Exons: 8
Coding region: 153-764 (203 amino acids)
Biological process (GO): transcription initiation at RNA polymerase III promoter; DNA-templated transcription
Cellular component (GO): RNA polymerase III complex
Molecular function (GO): DNA-directed RNA polymerase activity; DNA binding
Source: RefSeq, a predicted model, not a curated record
UUUUUUUAAUCGAUUAAAUUACAAAUCAAAGCUACCAUCUCAAGGGAGAUCACUCUGGAAGAAUACAGAAAUGGCAUGAAAUACAUUUGUAAUAAAUAUUUUUGAUGAUUCCAUCACAUUUUCUGUGAUUAACUGCAGCGGAAGGUGGAGCCAUGUUUGUGUUGACUGAGAUGAAGGAUACUGUGCGUAUCCAGCCUUGGCUGUUCAAAGAUGAUGUCAAUGAUGCCAUUGUCAAUGUUCUCAACAAAAAGUUUGCAAAUAAGGUGGUUCACAAUGUAGGACUGUGUAUCGCUCUCUGGGAUAUCCAGCAACUAGAGGACAGCUUUCUUUUCCCUGGUGAUGGAGCACAUCAUACUGUCGUUUAUUUCCGGUUUGUGGUGUUCCGUCCUUUCAUUGAUGAGAUUCUGCUGGGGAAAAUCAAGUCCUGCAGCAAAGAUGGAGUUCAUGUAUCCAUGGGUUUCUUUGAUGACAUCAUCAUUCCACCAAAUGCUAUGCAAGACCCAACCAGAUUCGAUGAGCAGGAGCAGCUGUGGGCAUGGGAGUAUGCGAUGGAGGAUGGAAAACAUGACCUUUUCAUGGACAUUGGUGAGGAAAUCAGGUUCCGGGUGUCUGAUGAAGCAUUCACUGACACAACGCCGGUUGGACCCGAUCAAGCGAGUCAAGACUCCGAGAAAGGGGAGGCUGAAGUGAAGAAAUCACCAUAUACCGUUACAGCCUCCGUUAGUGAGCCAGGUCUAGGCCUCCUGUCCUGGUGGAAUUCCUGACACUCACUGGAUGGGCCUCACAGCUCAUGUUUUCUGUUUUAUUGUUGUUUCAUAAUAAAAUAAUUCUCUGUCAGAAGAA